AUGUCAAUCGAGGCGUACAGUAACCUGGCGUUUGUGCGUUGCUACCGGUCAACAGUACAGUUACGCAUUCACAAAUGGCCGGUGCGAUCCGAUCUGGUCAUUUUGAUAAUUCCUGCGUUCGGCUUCCGCAAAGUCGUGCAGGUGAAGUUACGACCAGCUGUAAAAGUGGUGCCGUCGUCAGCCCGCAGUCGUUACCUCGGCGGCGUUGGAACAGACUGCUUUCUUAACUCCGCUUUUGUGCAGCCAUGCGCAACCUCUUGUCUUACCGGCAUCCCGUUCGGAGAGGUUGCCAUGGGCGUACUAGACAUCGACCUUACACAGAUCCCCGAGGGUAAGAGUUCAACGUUCUUGUGGCGUGGAAAGCCCAUAUUUGUACGACAUCGAACUCCCGAACAAAUUGAGGCGUCAGAGGCGGUUGAAUUGAACAAACUAAAAGAUCCAGAAUACGAUCAUCAGCGUGUCAAGCGGCCAGAGUGGCUGGUCGUGUUUGCCAGCUGUACCCAUCUUGGCUGCGUUCCAGUGUCGAACGCUGGGCAGUACGGCGGCUAUUUCUGUCCUUGCCAUGGGUCACAUUUCGACCUUUCUGGCAGAAUCCGACGUGGACCGGCGCCGACCAACCUUGGGGUGCCACCUUAUUACUUUGUUGGUGACGAUACGGUCCGCAUCGGGAAGUCAGAAUGA
Molecule: messenger RNA, 681 nt
Organism: Soboliphyme baturini
Lineage: Eukaryota; Metazoa; Nematoda; Enoplea; Dioctophymatida; Soboliphymatidae
Source: the annotation of a GenBank genome assembly